This is a messenger RNA of Symbiodinium natans, 555 nucleotides long. NCBI's taxonomy places the organism in Eukaryota, Dinophyceae, Suessiales, Symbiodiniaceae. The record is from the annotation of a GenBank genome assembly.
AUGUCCUUUGCCAAGCGCAUGUCGCGGCAGUCCACCACAUCACGGGCGAAUCAGCUUGACUGCGACCGGCAAAAAGUGCAGAAGUGGGUUCUAGAGACGGCGGGAGAACUCGAGCGAGAGUGUGAACAGGCAAGUCGCAAUGCCAGCUUCUCCGCAAGUAUCAAGGUGGAAUACAUGACAGUCUUGAACUCCCUGCAGCAACUCCCACGGGACUGGGAGACGUUGUCUCAAGCUCUGCAGCGGGGCUUGAAAGCGCAUGGCUUCAGCAAACUGACUAUCAAAAGCGUAACGUGGAACAAACUCUCCGUUCGUGCAGAAUGGGACGAGACUUCUUCAGAAGACAGUGAAGACGGUCCAUGUUCUGGCGGAGCUGACUGCCACCGGGCCGGGCGCGUGGAUACCUGCGGCAUUUGCGAUGAAGAUCGCUCCUUGGUAGCACUGGCCCCCUGCGGGCAUGUGCUAUGCAAGGAAUGCGGACAGCAACUGCGCCAUCGCCAGUGUCCGUUUUGCCGGCAGCCUGUGCAAUGCGCAACACGCGGACUCUUCAUGGAUUGA